This is a messenger RNA of Galendromus occidentalis (western predatory mite), 1350 nucleotides long. Its product is annotated as activating signal cointegrator 1 complex subunit 1. Gene Ontology annotation, molecular function: RNA binding. NCBI's taxonomy places the organism in Eukaryota, Metazoa, Arthropoda, Arachnida, Mesostigmata, Phytoseiidae. Gene Ontology annotation, biological process: regulation of DNA-templated transcription; DNA alkylation repair. The transcript has 8 exons. Bases 106 to 1275 code for a protein of 389 amino acids. Gene Ontology annotation, cellular component: nucleus. The record is from RefSeq and is a predicted model, not a curated record.
AGUUCACGACAGAAAGACGUUCCAUUAGUUCCGUCGUCCGGGGUCGAACGCUCGGUCGCGGUUUCGUGAUUGGAAUUGAAUGUGGGCACUACCUUUCGAGAGCAAAUGGCUUCAUGUGGGGCGGACCCCCUCCGAUACGAUCUGAAGUGGGUGGACGGCGUUUGCUACAGGGUGCAUCCGAAGGUCGUGGUGGAAGCUCGUCGAAAAGAUCAAGUUUCGGGAAAAUCCAGACGCUCUGGAGAGACUGACGACGCGUUCGACGACUACGACGAAGAGGAAUCUUGUGGAUCACGCAGAGAUGCACAGGGUGGUGGCCAGGAAGCGUUCAGCGAGUCUAUCCAUGUCCCCGAUCGCUAUUUGGCGCGAAUAUGCGGAUCGCAGCACAGUCGGCGCAAAGAAUGGGAAAACUUGACACACACGAAGAUCGAGAUCCCUAAGAAGGGUGAAUCGGGUGACGUGGUUGUUUCAGGCAACGACGAGAACGACGUCCAGUUGUGCGUGGAGAAAAUACAGAAUCUGGUUUUGAGUUUACGUUCGAAGGACUCGUUCACGCAUUUCAUUUCGAUCCCGCUGACAUAUCCGGAAGUGCAGAGAAGCCUGGCUGAUUUCAAACAUCUCGUUCUCCAGUCAUCUUCAUCGUUCGCGGGUCCCGGAAUCAUGGACAGAAUGUUCAUAAAAGAGCGAAAACUCCAUCUGACGGUCUGCUGUCUGUGUCUUUUCGACAAGAAUGAGGAAGCCCAAGCGAUUGAAAUACUCCAGACAUGUGAUGAACUCAUCAAAGGAUCUCUCGGCAACGAACCAUUCAACAUCGAGGUCCGUGGUCUGGAAAUAAUGAACGAUGAACCCUCUGAAGUCAAUGUUCUAUACGCGAAAGUAUUCGAGCAAGAUCGCAGCGAUGCAGGCAGGUUGCAGAUCCUGUGCGAUUCGAUCGUAGAACGAUUCCGGCAAUCGGGCUUCUUGAGGAAUAAGCUCGCGUCCAGCAGGGAGAAACUCAAACUCCAUAUGACCCUCAUCAAUUCGAAGUUUUCUGAGGACCCAACUGCUGUGGACGACCCGAGCCAGAGCUUGAACCAGCGGUCGGUAGGCAGCAAGCAGGAAAGGAAAUCGUCACCUUUUGACGCCACAAACAUCUUGAAGAACUUCGGUGACUUCCGGUUCGGGAUGGUCCAGCUAGACCGAGUUGAGCUCAACGUCGUCUCGAUCAGUGAGCCGGGAACGGGUUACUAUCGGAAGCUGAAACAUCUUCGACUCCCCACGACGGCGGCCCCUCAAUGAUCGACUGCUCAGAAUCGUCGACAAGAAUAUUUUAAUAAUAAAUUAAAUGUAGAGUAAGAAGAUGUGAAGAAACUA